Molecule: messenger RNA, 2298 nt
Organism: Ascochyta rabiei
Lineage: Eukaryota; Fungi; Ascomycota; Dothideomycetes; Pleosporales; Didymellaceae
Product: Beta-N-acetylhexosaminidase
Exons: 1
Coding region: 1-2298 (765 amino acids)
Biological process (GO): carbohydrate metabolic process
Molecular function (GO): beta-N-acetylhexosaminidase activity
Source: RefSeq, a predicted model, not a curated record
AUGAUCGUGUGGGCACUUGUAGUUCUUUCCGGUACUGCUGUUGCCCUGCAACCUUUACCACCGGUACAAUGGACUAACACUGAUGCUUUGUCACAUGGCUUUAACGGGUUCGCAACUCGCAACGCCUCCAGGUCCAUCUACAUCACGAACUCGUUCGCAGAUGUUGCGGACACCGAUGGACUCACUCUCAUCCCACCGACCGCAUUCCAGUUCGCGGAAACAUUCCGUGAAGACCUCUCGUCCUGGGACACGGCAAACUGGACGCUCCAACGAGUCGAUACAUUUCCUGCCAAUGCAAGCGGGAUUUUACUAGGACCGUUCAGAGGAUCGGACGAUGAAGUGACAUACGAGAACGGUGUCACAACUGAGGAAGGCUACGAGAUCGAGAUCGACAAUCGCACUGUUUACAUCGGUGGUAAAGGCGCUCGGGGCAUGUUCUGGGGCACACGGACAUUGAUGCAACAAGCCAUGAUCGCCAACGGGUCUUCCUUGCAGACAGGCCGCACUGUGGAUGCGCCGGCCUACGCAACACGCGGGUACAUGCUGGAUGCCGGGCGCAAGUGGUACACACCUGACUUUCUCAAAGAGCUUUGCACCUACGCAUCUUUUUUCAAGAUUUCGGAAUUCCACUACCAUUCUUCAGACAAUGCGCCUCUGAACCGCGGUCACAACGAAACGUGGGACAAGGUGUUUUCGCAUUUCUCGCUCUAUCCACAGCAAAACACAGAGCUUCAGGGCAUCAUCCAACGCAAGAACGAGACGCUGUCGCGAGCUCAGUUCGAGGACUUUCAAACGCACUGCGCGCAGCGAGGUGUGACAGUCAUACCGGAGAUAGAAGCACCAGGCCAUGCUCUCGCAAUCACAAAAUGGAAGCCCGAACUGGCGCUCGCGAAAAAGGAUCUACUGAAUCUCACCCACCCUGACGCGAUCCCCACGGUCAAGGCUAUCUGGAGCGAGUUCCUGCCCUGGUUUCAGACAAAGGAAGUGCACAUCGGUGCGGACGAGUACGAUUCCGAGCUUGGAGACGAUUACAUCAACUUUGUUAAUCAAAUGGCCGAGUUUGUCAACUCGACUUCUGGGAAAAGGAUCAGGAUCUGGGGAACACACGAACCCUCCGAGAACGUUAGCCUAUCGAAAAAUAUCGUCGUUCAGCAUUGGCAGUACGGACAGUCGGAUCCAGUACAGCUUCAGAACGAUGACUACAGUCUGAUCAACUCGGAAGACUGGUGGGCCUACAUGAGCUUGAAGAACGACCACACGCCCAUCCUGCCUGCACCAUACCCACAGUUCUACAACAACUCGAGGACCCUGAACUUCGCAGACGUGCCGGGGUGGCAGUGGGAUCCAUCGCUCUUCAACCCGGUGAACACGACAGAGCAGCUCGAGCCUGGAGCUAGCGGCAACAAGGGCGCGAUCCUCGCUGCCUGGAACGACAACGGCCCAGAUGCGACCACGCAGCUGGAGGCAUACUACGCUAUGCGUGAGGGCAUCCCAGUCAUGGCAGCACGCGCGUGGGCCGGGAAACGCGGCGUCAACAUCACAACCGAGAACGCAAGCGCAAGCGUACGGUACCUAGCCUCCAAGGCCCCGGGGCAGAACCUCGACAGGCGACCCAUCUCCCUGCGCCCCAUCUCUUCGACCGACAAGCCCGUCAUCUCGUGGACCCAACGAGACGGCGCAAUGGCGCAGACAUUCGGCAAGGGCUCCUUCGGCCCACCCUACACACUGAGCCUGAACGUGUCCUCCCCCUUCGCCAUCAAAGGACCCGAUGCCUCGCUGUCCCUCACCAACGUCAUCACAAACCCCACGUCAAACGCCUCCGUCUCGACACUCGUCUUCACAACCGCAGACGGCUUCCCCUACCCGCUCCGCAACGUCUCCUACACCGACUACGACCCCGGCCAUCCCGGACGCAUAUGGACGAACCUGUCGACCUCGACCCACGAGCCCGUUGCCAUUACGCUCCCAGUCCGACUGCGUAUCGAGACGGACAUGUACAACGGAAGCCGGGUGUGGGUGAACGAGAAGUUUGCGGGGCGGUUCGAGGUGUUUGUGUUUGGUGGGCGGAACACGGUGUUCAGCUGGAGCCAGAUGGCGCUUGUGGCGCCGCUGGAUAGUGUGAAUGGAGGAGUUGAUACCUUCAAGUUGGAGGAUGGAGUUGGUAUUUAUAACGUCACGGCUGGGAACGGGAAUCACAGCGCUGGGCCGCCUGAGCAGAAUGCUGCAAUGAGUGGGAAGAAUGCUUGGACGGUGUUGCAGAUGCUUGUUGGGUUUGUGGUGCUUUGGUUGGUUGUUUGA